Calidris pugnax (ruff) is the source of this 1059-nucleotide messenger RNA. It is a transcript of the gene CDX2, whose product is annotated as caudal type homeobox 2. Gene Ontology annotation, biological process: anterior/posterior axis specification; regulation of transcription by RNA polymerase II; embryo development. Gene Ontology annotation, molecular function: RNA polymerase II transcription regulatory region sequence-specific DNA binding; DNA-binding transcription factor activity, RNA polymerase II-specific. The record is from RefSeq and is a predicted model, not a curated record. The transcript has 3 exons. Gene Ontology annotation, cellular component: nucleus. Bases 219 to 1037 code for a protein of 272 amino acids. Lineage: Eukaryota; Metazoa; Chordata; Aves; Charadriiformes; Scolopacidae.
GGCCAUUACUAAUAGAGCCUUGUAAACAAUCGUUAAUCAUGUAAGUGCUGCCGGCCAUUGGAUUCGGACCGGGAGCCGGCAGCGCGGAGCACAGUGCGGGGCCGCGGCCCCUCCGCCUGCCCCCUCCCCGCCCCGGGCAGCCCGUCCCCAGGCAGCAGGCGGGCCGCGGCCAGAGCCCCGAGCAGCAUGCGGAGAACCGCCGCCGGGACCCCGACAGCAUGUACGUGAGCUACCUCCUGGAGAAGGACGGGCCCAUGUACCCCGGCCCGGUGCGACACUCGGGGGGGCUCAACCUGGCGGCGCAGAACUUCGUGGGCGCCCCGCAGUACGCCGACUACGGCGGCUACCAUGUGAACCUCGACAGCGCCCAGUCGCCCGGCCCGGCCUGGCCCUCGCCCUACGCCGCCCCCCUCCGCGACGACUGGGGCGCCUACGGCCAAGGGGCCCCGCCGCCCUCCGGCGCCGUCCAUGGCCUCAACGGCGGCUCCCCCGCCGCCGCCAUGGCCUACAGCCCCGCCGACUACCACCACCACCACCACCCCCCGCACGCCCACCACCACGCCGGCCCCGCGCCCCACUGCUCCGCCGGGGUCAUGCAGCCCCUCAACGCCGCCAACGCCGCCGCUGCCGCCGCCGCCCCCGAGCCCCUCUCCCCCGGCGGGCAGCGCCGCGGCCUCUGCGACUGGAUGAGGAAACCGGCGCAGCCCCCGCUCAGCAGCCAGGUUAAAACCAGGACGAAAGACAAGUACCGGGUGGUGUACACCGACCACCAGCGGCUGGAGCUGGAGAAGGAGUUUCACUACAGCCGCUACAUCACCAUCAGGAGGAAAGCGGAGCUGGCCUCCAACCUGGGGCUGUCGGAGAGGCAGGUGAAAAUCUGGUUCCAGAACAGGCGGGCGAAGGAGAGGAAGAUCAACAAGAAGAAGCUGCAGCAGGCGCAGCCGGGCGGCGCGGAGCAGCUCAGCCCCGGAGCCCCGCUGCAGGCUCCCGCGGCGGGGGCGGCCGCCGCCGGGCUGGGUCCCGCCGCCCCCCAGUGACAGCGGCCGGGGGGAUCACGGC